AGUAAGUCGAGUGAGUGUAAUGCAGGGAAGGGACGCGUCGGCGCCAGCGACAGGCCCGCCCAGGGGCAGCCCGCCAGCCAGAUCUGGGGCUACUUUGGCCCAAGAGCCAGAGUGCAUCCGGCCGACCAGCCCUGGCCUCUGUGUCCCGCGCCCUCCAGGCCCCACGGCCUCCGCUCCUGGGGGCACAGGCGCCCGCAGCCAAUCCGCUCUGCCAGCCUGCCUCCUCCCCUGCCAAGAGCAGCUUCUUCAGGCGCGCUCUAGUUCCCCAGAUGCUCGCCCCACCCUGCCCUUCCCUCCCCUCCCAUGGAAGACCGAUCACGCGGCCCAAGAACGAGACUCUCCAACUGGGCAUUUCUCCGAGCCCCGCUCCAGCAAGAAGCGAGAAGCAGCGUGAGAGUGGGAAGGAGAUUGGACGGGCAGCUCUGUGACCCAAUGGUUUUCCUCGGCCUUUGGGUGCGGGCCAAUGAGGCGCUUGAGGGCGGGACUUCCGCUUCGCCGUGGAUUUGUCGUCCCUGCUCCGACUCCGGGCGGUGGGGUCGGUGCGGAUACUCAGUCAUGAAGUCAGGGUAGGGACUUCUCCCGAAGCGACGCGGCCGGUGAGCGUGUCAGUGUUCCGGGGGCCAGGCUUCCAGGUGAUUGUACAACACGAUGCUGCUAUCCAUAGGGAUGCUCAUGCUGUCGGCCACACAGGUCUACACCAUCUUGACUGUCCAGCUCUUUGCAUUCCUAAAUCUAUUGCCUGUGGAAGCUGAUAUUUUAGCAUAUAAUUUUGAAAAUGCAUCUCAGACAUUUGAUGAUCUUCCAGCAAGAUUUGGUUAUAGACUUCCAGCUGAAGGUUUAAAGGGUUUUUUGAUUAACUCAAAACCAGAGAAUGCCUGUGAACCCAUAGUGCCUCCACCACUAAAAGACAAUUCGUCUGGCACUUUCAUCGUGUUAAUUAGAAGACUUGAUUGUAAUUUUGAUAUAAAGGUUUUAAAUGCACAGAGAGCAGGAUACAAAGCAGCCAUAGUUCACAAUGUUGAUUCUGAUGACCUCAUUAGCAUGGGAUCCAACGACAUUGAUGUGCUAAAGAAAAUUGACAUUCCAUCUGUCUUCAUUGGUGAAUCAUCAGCUAAUUCUCUGAAAGAUGAAUUCACAUAUGAAAAAGGGGGCCACAUUAUCUUAGUUCCAGAAUUUAGUCUUCCUCUGGAAUACUACCUAAUCCCCUUCCUUAUCAUAGUGGGCAUCUGUCUCAUCUUGAUAGUAAUUUUCAUGAUCACAAAAUUUGUCCAGGACAGACAUAGAGCUAGAAGAAACAGACUUCGUAAAGAUCAACUUAAGAAACUCCCCAUACAUAAAUUCAAGAAAGGAGAUGAGUAUGAUGUAUGUGCCAUUUGUUUGGAUGAAUAUGAAGACGGAGACAAGCUCAGAAUCCUUCCCUGUUCCCAUGCCUAUCACUGCAAGUGUGUAGACCCUUGGUUAACUAAAACCAAAAAAACCUGUCCAGUCUGCAAGCAAAAAGUUGUUCCUUCUCAAGGCGAUUCAGACUCUGACACAGACAGUAGUCAAGAAGAAAAUGAGGUGUCAGAACAUACCCCUUUACUUAGACCUUUAGCUUCUGUCAGUGCCCAGUCAUUUGGGGCUUUGUCGGAAUCCCGCUCACAUCAGAACAUGACAGAAUCUUCAGACUACGAGGAAGAUGACAAUGAAGAUACCGACAGCAGUGAUGCAGAAAAUGAAAGCAAUGAACACAGUGUCGUGGUCCAACUACAGCCAAACAGUGAACGGGAUUACAACAUAGCAAACACUGUCUGACCUUCAGAGGGUGAGGGGUUUAUUUCCCUUUAAAUGUUUAUUUAGGAAUAUACUGUAAUUUGGGUUUUUUUGCUCCCUUCAGAGUUCUGUAGAAGUAACUUAUUUUUAGUAUUCUACAGUUUAAUCAGAUUACUGAAACAAGCUUUUUGAUCUGGUGUUUAUCUGCAGGAGUGUACUUUAUUCACUAAUAAGUAAUAAUAGACUGGUGCUGUAACUCAGGCAUCAAAUCAGCUCUUCUUCUGGAAUGAAAUAUAGCCAAAACAUGUUUAAAAAAUCCUCAGUAUAGCUUGCAAUUAAGACCUAGAUCACAGUAUGUAAAUGUUUGUUUUACACACAAGGUCAGUGCUGCAGCCACCCAGCAUGAGCUAAUAAGCCUACUUCCAACUCCACGAAGUUACCUAGAGUUAUUGAGUUGAACUAUAUUCGUUCUGACACUUCCCCAAAUUGCCAUCAUUAGUGAGAGACAACAAAUUUAGCAUUUUUUCUCCUUUUUCCUUCUUACUCACAAGUAGUCUUAUCCUGAUAGGAACGGUCUGUACUAGUGCAGAUUUCAAACUUUUUUUUAAGGUUUUUAAUAUGAUAGUGUUAUGUAUGGAUUUGAUUCAGCAGCUAAAGUAAUGUCUCUGGACUUUACUUACUGAAUUUUCAGUUUCAGUAUUUUUAAGGUUUGUGUUUUUGUGAUUAAAGCAAAAAGAAAACGCUGCAUAAAAAUACCAAACUUCAGCAACCGUUAAUACUCAGAUCAUAUACCUCUUAAUAAGAGCAUCGUAUGCUAAUUAGCCCAGCUAAUCUAUGUACAGAGGAAAUUGUCCAAGUAUUGGAUUUGAAAAUAAGUGCUUAUGUUUAACAGAACUAAUGAUGUAUUGAAACAAUAUAUUACAAAAAACUAAAUUAUAUUAUAUAUCACUGUAACUAUAUAGAAAAUGUAGACUAAUGUAUAAUUAAAAUGCUAAAAGUUUUUAUAUGGCCUUGUAUGAGGGGAGUUUGAAUGUUAAUAAACAUGUUUUCCACUUUAAGAACCAGUAAA
This is a messenger RNA of Carlito syrichta (Philippine tarsier), 2821 nucleotides long. RefSeq names its product ring finger protein 13 (gene RNF13). Gene Ontology annotation, cellular component: nucleoplasm; cytoplasm. Bases 649 to 1794 code for a protein of 381 amino acids. NCBI's taxonomy places the organism in Eukaryota, Metazoa, Chordata, Mammalia, Primates, Tarsiidae. Gene Ontology annotation, biological process: protein ubiquitination; positive regulation of DNA-templated transcription; ubiquitin-dependent protein catabolic process. Gene Ontology annotation, molecular function: ubiquitin protein ligase activity. The transcript is spliced from 12 exons. The record is from RefSeq and is a predicted model, not a curated record.